Molecule: messenger RNA, 1203 nt
Organism: Theileria annulata
Lineage: Eukaryota; Apicomplexa; Aconoidasida; Piroplasmida; Theileriidae
Exons: 1
Coding region: 1-1203 (400 amino acids)
Biological process (GO): regulation of DNA-templated transcription
Molecular function (GO): DNA-binding transcription factor activity
Source: RefSeq, a predicted model, not a curated record
AUGAGUGAAAUAGGGCACUCUGGAACCCGUUAUUCAAGUAGAGAUAAGUCCAAAAGAGUAAUGAUGAAUUCCAUGGCAGAAGCAGCAGGAGAAUACGAAUACACCACUCUUAAGCAACAACCGAUUCCAGAAUUUGGAUCUAACGGUGAGGUCUCAAAUCGCAUUGAUCAAUCCGAUGGUAUGGUUAACCAAUUUUCCGAUAAUCCAAACUCAUUAUACGACGAAACGACAUUCACAGGAGAUACAACCUCACAAGCUGGACUGACUGAGCAAACAUCAUGGCAAUCGUCGGGAUACAUCUCAAUGUCUGAUGAAGGCUUGAGGCAAAAUGGAGACAUACUCCAUGAUCAUCACGAUCAUCACCUAAUGGCUCUACACUCACAAGAUGGAUUGGGGUAUGUACAACCAUUUGAUAUGUCGGCAAGCAUGGUGGGAGGUUAUGUACCAGAUACGCACGAACUUCUACACCAAAAAAUGCUUGAUGUCAGCCAACAGGAUGUCCUACCCUCACAUUCCAUGCAGAUGCCCUUAGAGACGAAUGUAAUCCCAGACCCACCAAGAAGAAUGCUAUCCAAAGGUAGAAAGAACAAAGACGAAGCAAACGAACUCGUCAGAAGAGCUAAAUUGCUACCAAAAGUAAUGGGAGUACGUUACGACGCAAAUCAUCAAUACUGGGUGGCAACAUGGUAUCAAAACAGAAAGAGGAUGGACAGGUAUUUUUCAGUGGGAAGGUUUGGCUUCGAGGAGGCAAGACUGCUUGCAAUAGACUGCAGAAAAACAGCUGGCAAGAGCCUUCAAGGAAAGAGUUAUGACAGACCUUCAUACUCGAAAGAAGGAAAGUCACGCUCUUACGAUUCAGUUGAGAAACACUCCGACUAUUACAACUCAGAAGACAUGAACAAGAAAAGCAAGGACUUCAACCGACUCAACGUGUCGAAGGUCGCACUGAACUACAUUCUCUCCGACCUUUGCAACAACUGUCUUCCAACAAUCCUUGAAAACAAUCACAUGCCAGGAGAGCUAUACAUUCACUGCUAUAACAAAAUAUCUGAUCACCUUCAGAUGAUAAUCACAGCCAGCCAAUCUGAAGACAUCGAGAAGUACCUCCAUCUCUUCCAGCUUUGUAUUCAAAACAGGGUUCUACCCAGCGCCCUCCAGGUCCAAGAACAGCGAGCAAUGAUCACCACACUCUGCCAGAUGUAA